Molecule: messenger RNA, 1814 nt
Organism: Folsomia candida
Lineage: Eukaryota; Metazoa; Arthropoda; Collembola; Entomobryomorpha; Isotomidae
Exons: 2
Coding region: 576-1199 (207 amino acids)
Source: RefSeq, a predicted model, not a curated record
UUUAGACAUGUUGUGACUUGUUUCUAAACUCAUCUUUUAUUUCCCUCCUUCCAGCAUGUGGGUCAGUUUUUAGUCUCGUGUUUGUCAUGCUAUUUGUCACAUGUUUGAAUUGGAGGGAUGGUCGUAAAUAAUCGCGUCACAUUUUUUUCUACUGUUCCAUGUUUCAUUUCUCUUUGUUUCAUUCACACUGAUAAUUGGGUGCUAAUUGAAAGACAAAAUAAUAAUUUAUUUACGCGGUAUUUUAUUGAAAAUUAUUUCAACAAAUGGAAUUUAAAAUCAGCAAUAAGAAUUGGGAUUUAUUCAAGCAAAUUCUGUUUUACAUGUGAUAAAAUAUUGAGGUCAUACGGACUUGCAGAAUUGAUAAAGUUGGGACAAAUUCUUUGUAGAAAGUGACCUAAUAAUCUAAUUGGGGCUUGUCAUUUCUCAAAUUUUCAUUCUCAGUAAUGUUAUUUACUGUCUUCCAUAUCCAUAAUCCUUAACCUUGGCUUUUAUCGCUGUAAUCUUGAGCUAGAUGUAAGAUAAUAGACCUGAGAAAUUUGUUGAAAUUGGCUGCAUUCGUCAUACGAAAUAAGGCGAUGUACCACAUUCUGCUCUUUUGUUUUCGAUACCUGAUGUGUCUACUGGUCGUCAUGGAGAUGUGUCGAACACUUUGCUACGGAUGUUUUAUAUCAGUAUUUGAUGCACGGAUGAUAAACGAAACGGUGAGGCUAAUACGGAGGCAGUUACAGAAGGGGGAUUGGAAAUACGCCUUAAGAAAGAGUCGAGAGUUUCGGGUCUUAAUGGAGACAGCCCGUCGUCCACAAAGUCAGGGAACUUUCUUGACAAUGUCCACACUUUCCGUGUUCUCGGUAUUUUUGAACUACACCCUUGUGGAGUCUGUUCAAAGCCAUGUUCCAUGGUUCGUUGUCCUCCUGGCGUUUUAUGUGGCAGCAUCAGUGCAGGCUUUCUUGCUCCUGGGGAUGAGGCUGUGUGUCACAUUUAACGACGAGACAACAGCCCUUAUGGGACAGUUUAAGUGGGUUUUGUCACUUGUGAGGCGUUUCAAGCGGAAAUGGCUUGUUCGGGAGAUAUCUGCCAUGCCGGUCAAAGGACUCCCUCUUGCACUGGGAGAUUUUACAAUGCUUCAUAUCACUAAAGAUGUUACAACAACCGUGUCAAGGAUGAUAUUGGAUCACACGAUAAGGCUCACUUUGUCAUAGGGAUGGGCGUCAUAAUUUAAAAAAAUUAAUUGCAAUAGUUAUGCAGCAUAACUUAUGCUGUCACAUAAAUAUUUGCAUUGCCAUAUGCAUACAUAAGUAUGUACAUACAUAUUAAUUGUUCGAAAAUAGAAAAUAUUUUAUUUUAACUCGUGUAUCUUUUUCUAUAAUUUGUGUAAUCAUGCAAUAUGAAAUAUGUUCGCCGGCCCAAACAAAUAAAUGACCAAACAACCAGGCAAACUCGCAUGGUCAAGUUCAGUUUCUGGUUUCCAUCAAAUGUGUAAAGUAGUUAUAGAUACAUAUAUUUUGAUUGUUUGUAUGUAUAUGUAGUUACCGUUCUACGUUACGUGUGAACCUUAACACUCUAUUAACUACAUAUCUGCACUAUUGUUAACUCUAUGCACUUAUAGGUAUGAUUAACUUAUGUUAGUUUAGUGCUAUGAUUGAGGUAAGAAUAAUAUUCGUCGUCAUUUUGCUUCUUGCACAACAUCUCGCAAAGUAGCAACUUCCUUACUGCCACAUCUUGUUUUUGUGGCGAAUACCUACUUUUUUUCAUUAUUUGAAUGUAUGUAUUGCCCAACCGAAAUAAAGAGUAAAAGUGCACGCACAAUACACACA